AAUGUCUGGAACUGAUGAUUUUUCGUUGGCAGAUGCUUUACCAGAUCAGUCGCCUGCUAAAACCUCCAAAGUGAGCAGUACAAAACCUGGUCAGCAGCCUGGUCAGCCGCCGCAGGCUUGGCGGCUUCCGGCUUCGAACCCUUGGAACAACCCGAGCGCUCCUCCUCCUGCGGCGCCAACCGGACUGCCACCAACAACGUCCACCUCUGGUGUGCCCUUCGGCCCUCCUCCAACGGGAAUGUAUCCUUCAAUGCCCCCCGGACCGCCUGCUCCAUUUCCUCCUCCUCCUACUGGACCCUCUUGCCCACCUCCUGGUGGGCCGUAUCCGCCCCCCACUGUGCCAGGUCCUGUCCCACCAGGGCAAUAUCCUCCACCAAAUAUGCCCUUUCCAGAGCUUCCAAGACCUUACGGUGGUCCGACAGAGCCGGCUGCGCCUCCUGCUCCCGUUGGGCCGUGGGGAUCCCUGCCCUCCGGAGCAUGGGGACCAACAAUGGGAGGGCAGUAUCCUGCACCCAGCAUGCCAUAUCCACCCCCAGGGCCAUAUUCAGCUCCUACCCAGACUCCAGGGGCUGCGCCAACAGUACCGUGGGGUACGGUUCCGCCUGGAACGUGGGGACCUUCACCGCCAGGUCCGUUUCCUCCACCCACAGGAUCAUAUCCAGCUCCAGGACUAUAUCCUACGCCCCCUAAUCCUUUUCAAGUGCCAUCUGGUCCUGCUGGUGCUCCAUCAAUGCCUGGUGGUCCCCAUCCUUACCGUUGAAUACAUUCUGGGCAACAAAAUACUGUAGCUUUCCACCUUCAUCCACUACUUACAGAGAUUUUUACAGUUUUUGUUUCAAUAAUGUUUGGGGCUGUGAAGAAUACUUGCCUCUUGUAUGUGCAUUAGAGGUGUGAAGGAGCAGUUUGCAUAAAUUUACCUUGCCUCAUACGCUGGCAUAACUGUUUGGUUUCGUAGAAUGAAUGACAAAGAGCAGAAAUCAAACUAACACCUGUGGUUCUUACAUUGGCAAGUAUUCCCUGGAAAAAUGGGAGCUGCCAAGUAAGGAUUAUAAAGAAUCAGGCCCGAGGACUUAAAAAAAUCAAUAUGCUAAUUCUUAAAUUUCCAUGAAUGCUUUAAGUCUCGUUGCCAGACUCGUGCUGGUCACUGAAUGGUUGGAUAGUUGUAUUUUGUCUAUUUUCAGGUUAUUCUGAAAUGUCAAUAAAAAGUGUUUCAAGAAUUUUGUCAAGAAAUCUAAGUUUCGAACAUGCUACAGUAAU
Molecule: messenger RNA, 1257 nt
Organism: Apaloderma vittatum (bar-tailed trogon)
Lineage: Eukaryota; Metazoa; Chordata; Aves; Trogoniformes; Trogonidae
Gene: MAPK1IP1L
Product: mitogen-activated protein kinase 1 interacting protein 1-like
Source: RefSeq, a predicted model, not a curated record